AUGGGGUCACUCACAGAGCUUCCUGAUGCAACCUCGCCCAAGCUGAUCCUCACAACUCCAACCGAGGCUGAGAAGCGUCAAACAUGGACCAUGAACCAUGCGGAAUGGGGUGGUGCCCUGAACUUGGAGGAGUACCUCGAAAGAGAACCCUAUCUAGCCACCAUCCCGCUCGCUGAGAAGGGAGGUCUGAAGUACUGGAUCUUGACUGAGGCAUCAGGUCUGCCCGAUGCUCGACCCGUGCUUGCGAGCUGCGAAUCUUUGAGGAAGAAAGCUCUUAUCACAGAUCCAAAGAGCGGCGAGGUGAAAGAGGUCGUAGCCUACGGAAUCGGCAGCGUGUACACCAACCCCCAAUUCAGAGGACGACGCUAUGCUAGUCGCAUGUUGCGCGACCUGGGCUCAUUGCUGAAGCUGGAAACUGAGAAAAUAGAGGGCCAGGCUGCUGAAAUAGCCGCCAGCGCUUUAUGGAGUGACAUCGGCAAGUCUUUCUACGCGAAGUUGGGCUGGGCACCAUUUCCAAGUGAGCACAUCUGCUUCGCAGCAUCGGCAGGUACCGACAGUGAUAUGAACUCUCGAAACGUCACGGAGAUUACUUACAGCAACUUGGAAUCGUUCUGCAAGUUAGACGAGGAGCUAUUACGGAAGCACUUGGCAGAGCAUGCCAAGGACAGCAAGCCAAGGUUUGCCUUUACUCCCAAUUCUGAUAUUUUCCGUUGGCAUCUCUACCGAGACGACUUUAUCGCCAACAUUGUAUUCAAGAAUAGUGGCAAAGGAGAGUCCCAAGUCAAGGGCGCUGUUGCGGGCCCAGAAGGUCGGCGAGUCUGGGCGCUAUGGACACGGAACUACAACGGCGAUGCUACAAAUGUUGCGAAGAAUACGCUGUACAUUCUACGACUAGUCGUCGAGGAUGACACAGUCCCAAUUGAUGAACUCACAGCGUCCUUUACGGCUGUGUUGAAGAAGGCCCAGUCUGAGGCAGAUCGGUGGCAGAUUGGGAAGAUUGAACUUUGGAACACUACCAGUCUGGCAAACACUUUGGUGGAGAAGAGCGGUUUGGCCUAUGAGCGGCACGAGAGACAGACCGAUAGCAUCCCGAGCAUGAUGUGGUAUGCCGAAUCUGACGGAGGUCAGGUUGAGUGGGUUGCGAAUGAGAAGUACUGUUGGUGCUGA
Neoarthrinium moseri is the source of this 1167-nucleotide messenger RNA. RefSeq lists its product as uncharacterized. Lineage: Eukaryota; Fungi; Ascomycota; Sordariomycetes; Amphisphaeriales; Apiosporaceae. Bases 1 to 1167 code for a protein of 388 amino acids. The transcript has a single exon. The record is from RefSeq and is a predicted model, not a curated record.